AUGGAGGCCCAGAUGGAGAGCGCAGUGGGUGAAUUCACGGACGCACUGGGACUGCCCAGCUCACCAACGGGGGGUCGGACGACGCCCACGCAGAGCUAUAUCCUGGUCCGCGAGGACUCGGCAUCGUACAGUCCAUGUCGCCGUCUGCGAUCGAGUCGUGCGGACGUAUUCCACCACGCAUGGGGCAAGGGGGAGAGCAAUGGUUCUGCCACCGCCGCCCUGAAACCCGCCCCUCGUUCUCGUUUCGCAUUCCCAUUGUGGUUGACGAUCGCGCUCUCUUCGCAUUGGGCGAUGCUUAUUCCUCCACGCCACCAAAAGAGGUGCAACGGAUAUCGGCACCUGGCCUGCGGCGCCGCCUAUGCAGUGAUUGGGCCAAGUGGGAAACCAAGUCCCACUUCGAGGUAUCGACGCCACGCCCGCCACACUAGCGCAGGACGCGCGGACGGUGUUAGCGAGAUUGUGCCGCAGCUGCCCCCCGAACCAGGGCGCGGAAGGAGUCAAAGCGAUGAAACGCACAGCUGUUAG
This is a messenger RNA of Penicillium lagena, 525 nucleotides long. RefSeq lists its product as uncharacterized. The coding region runs from base 1 to 525 and encodes 174 amino acids. The record is from RefSeq and is a predicted model, not a curated record. Lineage: Eukaryota; Fungi; Ascomycota; Eurotiomycetes; Eurotiales; Aspergillaceae. The transcript is spliced from 2 exons.